GAAUACAAUUUUAGAAUCAAGUCCGUAUAGUUUCUCGGCGCUGAACAGGUUUAUGGUCGUUGGUUGUGAUGACACUGCUUUCAUCACGGGGCCUAACAACUUUGAGUAUGGCUGCAACGCCACCUGUAUCCACUCGGGGGACGCGAUGGAAGGAGAAUGUAUGGGCAUAGGAUGCUGCCAGAAACAGAUAGCCAAGGGCUUGAAAUACUAUAACACAGCCAUGUCUAGUACAAAAAACCACACCGACGUUUGGUCGUUUAAUUCAUGUGGGUAUGCAUUUAUUGGCGAGGCAGAUCGCUUCCAUUUCCGGGGGUUGCCAGAUCUAGGUGAUGAUCUAAUUGUUGAUUAUUUUUUUGAGAGAUUAAAGGCCACUGUACCCAUCGUGCUGGACUGGGCCAUUGGGAGUCUUUCGUGCGAGCGAGCUCUGAAAAGCGAGGAUUAUGCUUGCCGUGAAAAUAGUCAUUGCGUUGAUUCUGAUACUGGUCUUGGUGGCUACCGCUGCAGCUGUAAUCCAGGUUAUGAUGGCAAUCCUUAUCUCAACCAAGGCUGCCAAGAUAUUGAUGAAUGCGCUGAUCAUCCAAAUAACAGUUUCUGUGAGAAGAUCUGCAUAAAUACUCCAGGAAGUUACAAUUGUUCUUGUCCUGAUGGAUAUACCGUGACGGCAAAAAGGGAUGGCCAUACGGUUGUAUUGCUCCCUAUUCUGACUUCCCAUGGAUCAAGUUUCUCUAGGUAA
Molecule: messenger RNA, 733 nt
Organism: Lycium ferocissimum
Lineage: Eukaryota; Viridiplantae; Streptophyta; Magnoliopsida; Solanales; Solanaceae
Product: wall-associated receptor kinase 2-like
Exons: 2
Coding region: 53-733 (226 amino acids)
Molecular function (GO): calcium ion binding
Source: RefSeq, a predicted model, not a curated record